Messenger RNA from Debaryomyces fabryi, 531 nucleotides. RefSeq names its product L-methionine (R)-S-oxide reductase. Gene Ontology annotation, cellular component: cytosol. The record is from RefSeq and is a predicted model, not a curated record. Bases 1 to 531 code for a protein of 176 amino acids. The transcript has a single exon. Gene Ontology annotation, molecular function: protein binding; L-methionine (R)-S-oxide reductase activity. Lineage: Eukaryota; Fungi; Ascomycota; Pichiomycetes; Serinales; Debaryomycetaceae.
AUGGGGGAAGGUAAACACCAUGCAGAUUAUACGAGCUAUUCAGUUAAUAGUGGAAAGGAAGAAAUUUUACAGUCUGUAUUUGAUUCAUACGAAGCAUUAUCAUACGACACCAGGAACUGGGUAGCUAAUUUGGCGAACUGUUCGUCAUUAUUAUGGCAUGCAUAUCAUUCGAUGAAGGUUAACGUUAAUUGGUCUGGAUUCUAUGUCUUAAGUAAACCCAAGACAGAUGAAUUAAUAUUAGGGCCAUUUCAAGGCAAAGUAGCUUGCCAAACAAUAAAGUUUGGAAAGGGGGUUUGUGGAAAUGCAGCAUCAUCAGCAAAGACUCAGCUAGUUGCAAAUGUAAACGAGUAUCCAGGGCAUAUAGCUUGUGAUGGAGAAACUCAGAGUGAAAUAGUUGUACCAAUUGUAAACAACGGCCAAGUAGUAGGAGUCUUAGAUAUUGAUUGCUUAACUUUAGAAGGGUUUGAUGAAGUAGACGUGAAAUACCUUGAGCAGUUAGCCGCUUUAAUUAGCAAAACUUGUGAUUGGUAG